Morone saxatilis (striped sea-bass) is the source of this 2571-nucleotide messenger RNA. It is a transcript of the gene rsph4a, whose product is annotated as radial spoke head component 4A. Gene Ontology annotation, cellular component: axoneme; radial spoke. Gene Ontology annotation, biological process: cilium movement involved in cell motility; cilium assembly; axoneme assembly. The record is from RefSeq and is a predicted model, not a curated record. Bases 1306 to 2556 code for a protein of 416 amino acids. Lineage: Eukaryota; Metazoa; Chordata; Actinopteri; Moronidae. The transcript is spliced from 5 exons.
AUGGAGCUUUAAAGUUUAUAUUCAGCACAUAAAAUCAAAAAUUAAACUGUUAAAGCUUGAACAAACCAGACAAGCGUUUGUGAGCUGCAGUGAGCUCUUAGGUUUGGGCUGUGUGGGUGUGUCCUUUUGUAUUCUUCCCCCCCCCUCCAUGACACCACUGCAUUCAUUAUUUGCUUUUUCCUCCCUACAGCCAAUGACAACAGAAAGUAACUAACUGUACAUCAAAUCUUUGUUUGUGGAGCAUGCAGUAACUCAGGGCUGAUUUCACAAUUUACCUGGAAGUGUAUUUUCAUAUUUUUGUCCAGGCCACAUACUUCUGUUCUGCUAUCAUUUAGAGUAUAGAUAAAACUACAGCACCUCCACUUUGCUAACGCGGUCUGGUCAGCUUUCGUUUGGAAGUUGUAGGCCCUACUGACCAAUGUGAUGGUUUCAACUUUCCUCUGCAGAAUUAUUUCUAUGUUCACUUACUAUACUGAUUCUAAAUUUAAGCAUUGGUUCUGAUCCAGGCUGCACUACAGUUUAGUAGGCCUGAUGUUCAUCUGCUCUAACUAAUUACAAUACAAACUAAAUACAAUACAAUAUUUUGGGAAGCACACAGCUCUCAUUGUAGGGAAAGUUCAUUCCAAACUGUAAUCUGCUACAGAUUAACAGAGAAAUUGUAGUACGUCGAGUACUAGUGCUAGUUUGACUAGAUGACUGCAGAAAACCAUUUUAAUGUGUUUCUUCAUCUAUUUUAUCAUUUACAGCCAGGUGUGUACUGUAUUGUGUAAAAUUAAAACUGCUCUAUACAUUUAUGUUGUCUGUCAUCAUAUAAAUUUAUAGUUCUCCACAAUAAUGUGGUAAAGAUUUUUUUAUUUGAAGACUUCCCAUCUUAUGCUUUUUCUACCUUUUCUACAGUAUUUGGAGCCAUGUGUUCUCCACCACCAUUAUCAAAAUACCAAAUGAGAGAAUAUCUUUUGGAAGAAUAGGAACAUGGAAGCAAUGUAUUUAACUGUAGUUUGUCAAAGUAUUGCUGUUAAAAAUAAUAACAGUCAUGUAUUUGUGUUGUCAGAGAAUGGUGUUGUCGUAUUUUCUUUACCUUUCCUCUAGGGGGCUCGUUGUACUCUCGCGAGCCUAGCAACCGAUCUGUUACAGUAACCUAGGCAACCGGUGAAGUUUUAAUCUAACGUUACUCUACCACGGUUUGCCCGUAACACGAGUAAUAUUUUAAAUGCUAGCUAACUACAAGUUUUGAACGUUUUGUAGCUACCGUCUUAUCCCAAACUGACUGAUAAAAUUCGGAAAAGGAAAUAACAGAAGAGAGGAAUGAUGGACCCUGCGGAUGGAAACCCAGACAGAAGCCAGCAGAGACUUCAGACAGCAGCCUCGUUCAAGGCUUUCAUGUUGAAAAACAACACGCAGGGCAACAUUAACCUCUAUGACCACCUCACCCGGCUGCUGAUAAAGGUGAUGGAUGAGCACCCACAGAAUGCGGUGGAUGUGAUUGAGGACAUGAGCUGUGAUGUGAAGCGGGGUUUAUUUGAAGACAAGCAGAGCACCCUGCAAGACCUUCCACACACCACAGCUGCUGAGCUCCUGGCUGAGCAGCAGCGCCUGCUGUUCACCCGGCCAGAGGAGGCUGAGCAGGAGGAAGAAUUGGUGGAAACACCUCUUCCCAAUGUGAGUGAGAUUGGCUUCUAUCUGGAGCAGGCUGGAGUGGGUCUGGGCAGAGAGGAGAUGCAGAGGGUUUUCCUUGCACUUAAGCAGCUUGUUGAGUCUCAGGCGCUACCACGCUGCCGGCUGUGGGGCAAGAUUCUGGGAACAGAGAGCAGCUAUAUCGUUGCUGAAGCUGAGUACAGAGAGGGGGAGGAAGAGGAAGAGCAGAGCGCUGAGGAAGAUGCUGAGGAAGAGGAGAGAGAGGCUGAAACUGAGAAUGAGAUGGAUUCACUUCCUCAGUCGACCUAUAAGCCCCUACCAGAGGUGCCAAAGGAAGCCAUAGGAACAGGUGCUAACAAGUUUCUUUACUAUGUAUGCAAAGAGCCUGGUCUUCCCUGGGUAAAGCUCCCUUCAGUCAGUCCUGCACAGAUUACUGCUGCUCGCAGGAUUCGGAAGUUCUUCACUGGGAGGCUGGACAGCCCAGUUGUGAGCUACCCUCCUUUCCCUGGGAAUGAAGCUAACUAUCUGAGAGCGAAGAUCGCUCGGAUCUCUGCUGGGACACAGGUCAGCCCCCAGGGCUAUUUCCAGGCUGGGGAGGAGGAAGAAGGUGAUGAGGAAGACGAGGCCUCUCGGGACAGCUACGAAGUAAAUCCUGACUUUGAGGGUGUUCCAGUUGCUGAGAUGGCUGAGUCCUUGUCCACCUGGGUGCAUCAUGUUCAGCACAUUCUGCAGCAGGGCCGUUGUACUUGGGUGAACCUGUCUGUGAAACCAGGAGAUGACUCUAAUGAGGAAGGAGAGGCUGAGGAGAAGGAAGAGGAGCCUGAUGAGCCUGAACCAGAAGUUGGUCCCCCUCUGCUCACCCCCCUGUCCCAAGAUGCAGGUCAGUCUUUGGCUUUGGGCAUGUUCCCGUCAAACCAGUAACCAGUACCAGGCUAC